Paramecium sonneborni is the source of this 3393-nucleotide messenger RNA. The record is from the annotation of a GenBank genome assembly. NCBI's taxonomy places the organism in Eukaryota, Ciliophora, Oligohymenophorea, Peniculida, Parameciidae.
AUGAAUACCCCUAAAAGCUAACAAGAAGCCUUAUUUGAAAUUUUUGCAAACGUUUUGGAGGUGGAUGAAGAAAUAUUCGCUAUCAUUAUAGAUAUGUUUAGAAAAAAAAACAUAUCAAAUACUAUUGAAUAUCUUUCGAUAGAAUUAAAUCAAAGACAUUUUCAAUCAAGUAUCAUAAAACUCAAGAAAUUAUCAAACUUAGAUGAAGAAUAAAAGUUAGAAAAUUUAAGAAGGGAAAUUAAGAUUAUUCUUAAUUCACUCAAAAAAAUUAAAGACAAUGACAUUAAUUUAAAAGAUUUCUCCUAAGAACAAUAUUAAGAAUUAAAAAAAGAUAUAAUGACUAAAAUAAUAGAAAAUAAAAAGAUCAUAUCUUUUUUAAAAUUCUUAGUUCACUUAACUUCUAUUGAUAAGGAAUUGAUAGUAUGUGGAUCAAAUUCGCUUAACUUAUUAGUCGAAAUGAAGGCAGAUUUGAGUAAUCAAAGCUGGGAAUACAUAAGGAUAAAGGAUACUUCUCUAAUUGGUGGAACUUUUGUAAGAUGCAACUUUAAUGGAUCAGAAUUUGAUGGUGUGGACAUUAGUGGAGUGAAUUUAAAUGGAGCUUAACUGUUCAAUUGUAAAUGGAAAAAUAUAAAGAUUCAUGAAUUGAAUAAAAUUGAUGGUCAUACUUAAAAGGUAUAUGCAGUUUUUUUCUCUCCUGAUGGAAAUACUUUAGCAUCUGGUGGUAAUGAUAUCUCUAUACGUUUAUGGGAUGUUAAGACAGGAUAAUAAAAAAAUAAAUUAGAAGGCCAUACUUAAAAGGUAUAUACAGUUUGUUUCUCUCCUGAUGGAAAUACUUUAGCAUCUGGUGGUAAUGAUAAUUCUAUACGUUUAUGGGAUGUUAAGACAGGAUAAUAAAAAAAUAAAUUAGAUGGCCAUACUUAAAAGGUACAUACAGUUUGUUUCUCUCCUGAUGGAAAUACUUUAGCAUCUGGUGGUAACGAUAACUCUAUACGUUUAUGGGAUGUUAAAACAGGAUAAUAAAAAAAUAAAUUAGAUGGCCAUAUUUAAAAGGUAUAUUCAGUUUGUUUCUCUCCUGAUGGAAAUACUUUAGCAUCUGGUGGUAAUAAUAACUCUAUACGCUUAUGGGAUGUUAAGACAAAAAAAUUAAUAAAUAAAUUGAACGGUCAUAAAAAUUAUGUAAACUCAGUCUGUUUCUCUCCUGAUGGUAAUAUUUUAGCAUCUGGUAGUAAGGAUGAUUCUAUACACUUAUGGGAUGUUAAGACAAGAAAAUUAAUAAAUAAAUUGAAUGGUCAUAGAAAUUAUGUAAACUCAAUCUGUUUCUCUCCUGAUGGAAAUACUAUAGCAUCUGGUAGUAAUGAUAAGUCUGUACGUUUAUGGGAUGUUAAGACAGGAUAAGAAAAAACUAAAUUAGUUGGUCAUAGAGAUUAUGUAAACUCUGUCUGUUUCUCUCCUGAUGGAAUUACUUUAGCAUCAGGAAGUAAGGAUGAAUUUAUAAGUAUUUUUGAAUCUGGUAGUAAGGAUAAUACUAUACGCUUAUGGGAUGUUAAGACAGGAUAUUAAAAAAAUAAAUUAGAUGGUCAUAGAGAUUAUGUUAACUCUGUCUGUUUCUCUCCUGAUGGAAAUACUGUAGCAUCUGGUAGUGAUGACUCUAUAUGUUUAUGGGAUGUUAAAACAGGAUAAAAAAAAAAUAAAUUUGAUGUUAAUACUGGUAUCAAUAGAUCAGUCUGUUUCUCUCCUGAUGGUAAUACUUUAGCUUCUGGUUUUCAUAUCUCUAUACUCUUAUGGGAUGUUAAAACGGGAUAAUAAAAAAAAAAAUUUGAUGUUCGGGGUUGUUCACUAGUCUCAAUCUGUUUUUCUCCUGAUUGGAAUACUCUAGCGUAUAGUAGUAGUGAAAAGACUAUAAUUUUGUAGGAUGUUAAGACAGGAUAAUAUAAAAAUGAAUUGCAUGGUCAUACUAGCUCUGUUUACUCAGUCUGUUUUUCUCCUGAUGGAAAUACUGUAGCAUCUGGUAGUGAUGAUGCGUCUAUACGUUUAUGGGAUGUUAAAACAGGAUAAUAAAAAAAUAAAAUAGAUAGUCAUUCUGGUACCAUAAGGUCAGUCUGUUUCUCUGUUGAUGGAAAUACUUUAGCAUCUGGUCAUUAUAAAUCUAUAUUAUUAUGGGAUGUUAAGACAGGAUAAUAAAAAAAUUAAUUAGAAGGUCAUACUAGUUAUUUAGACUCCCUCUGUUUCUCUCCUGAUGGAAUUACUUUAGCAUCUGGUAGUUGUGAUAAUUCUAUCCGUUUAUGGGAUGUUUAAACAGGACAAUAAAAAAAUAAAUUAGAUGGUCAUAGCAAUAGUCUUAAGUCAGUCUGUUUCUCUCCUGAUGGAAAUACUUUAGCAUCUGGUAGUAUUGAUUAGUCUUUACGUUUAUGGGAUGUUAAAACAGGAUAAUAAAAAAAUAAAUUCGAUGGUGGUCAUACUGAUUAUAUAAAUUUGCUCUGUUUCUCUCCUGAUGAAAAUACUUUAGCAUCUGUUAAUUAUGAUAACUCUAUUCAUUUAUGGGAUGUUAAGACAGGAUAAUAAAAAAAUAAAUUCGAUGGUGGUCAUACUGAUUAUAUAAAUUUGCUCUGUUUCUCUCCUGAUGGAAAUACUUUAGCAUCUGUUGAUAACUCUAUCCAUUUAUGGGAUGUUUAAACAGGACAAUAAAAAACUACGUUAGACUGUCAAACUAUUGAAUUAAACAUACUCUGUUACUCUCCUGAUGGAAAGACUUUAGCUUCUUGUGAUUAUGAUAAUAAUAUUCUUCUAUGGGAUUUAUAGAUUGGACAAUAUAUAGCAAAAGUGAAUUGCCAUACCAAUACCAAGGUAAGAUCAUUAUGUUUCUCGUCUGAUGGUGCUAUAUUAGCUUAUUAUGUAUUAAAUUCUGCCAAAGCUUAAAAUGAUAAUGAAGAUUAAAUUGAAGAUGAAAAUCAAGAUGAAUAUGAAUAUGAAGAUAUCUAUUAAGAUGAUGAUGCAGGUGACAAUGAUGGAUAUGGAGAUUAGGAUAUUGAUGACAAAAAUCUUUUUUCUAUUUAUUUUUGGGAUGUUAAAACAGGAUAAACAAUAGAACCAACAGAUUAACUUUACAAAGAUAUUUUAGCAUAAUUCCAUACCUCACCAUGCUAGCAAAAUCAAUUUGCAAAAAGUAAUUUUAUAUAGCUUUAUUACUUAGGGAACUAAAAUCUAAAUAUAAUCCUCAUAUCCUAAUAGGCCAUAUUCCAAGCAUAAGGAGCUUUAGUACUAAAAGGAUCAUUUGUGAACCAGUCAGGUAUAGAUCUGAAAACACUUUUUAAGUAAAAAGGAUGCUAUAUUUUGGAUGAUUAUCAAAAAAAAAAAAGAACUGAUAAAUAUUAUCAAUAUAAUUACAUAAAUUGA